UCGCGACAAGACGGUGCUUACUUGAGCGUUUUUAACUCAUUCUUCUGGAGGAAGAAGGAUAACAAGCGUUUUUCAUUUACCUUAAUCAGGAUUUCCUUUUCUCUCACAAUGGAUGUUGACGAACCAGGCUUACCAAUUGGGGAGCCGAAGGAGGUUCAGGCUCAACCCCACGUGGGGGAUGUGGGGAUGGUGGGGGUAGAUAAGGAAGGAGCUACCCCGGGAUUACCGAGAACUCUGUCAGGUCAGGAGGAAGAGGACGGCAAAGGCAAUAGAUCCCCACCUCAGUCUCACAGGAACUAUUGGCCGGAGGAAGAACGGGUGCGUGAAAUGCUGGCGCGAUGCUAUGAUGCAGGUAUCCUCCCCUCGGGGUGGGAUAUCGGAGAGCUGAGGGAAGAAGGCACUAAGGCACACUUCAUCCUGAAUCACUCCUUGGACGAGAUCAAAGUUAACUGGUUGAAGGAGCGAACCGUGACAGUUAUUUUCUUGGAAGGAUCGAAGAAUCUGCCCAAGAAGAUAAAGGAAGAUGUUAUUCGAGCGUUCGAAGAUGUGUGGUUGGCGGACCAGCGAUUUGACUCGUCCAUCACAAGAGGCAGGGUGUGCAUUGAAUUGAGCAACGUCCUGUCCUACGUGGCCAAGGAUAAGCGGGUGGCAGAGUGGAUGCUUGAGGAAAAAGAGGUCAGGGUAGUGCUGAAGAGGAGAUGGCACAACAUCGCAUUCAAGCUGUGGUUGACCAAGGUCGAGAUACAAGAAGCGAAGAAGGAGGUAGAGAAAACCUACUUCUGGAUUCGGUUCAUUGAUGUGCCAAUUGACGCUUACUGUUACUUGGAGUCAGCGGCCGAAGCAUCGAUAGGGCCAGUUAUCAAGGUGUACCCAUCGGAGAAGAACGCAUUAACCCCUCAAUUAAUAAACGUGAGAAUGGACAUCGCGAUAGAAAGCAUAGCAAGAUUGAAGGAGUCUCUGGAGUUUAUGACCUUUCAGGGUCAAGAAAUUAAACUUCAGAUGGCGAAUGCGACAACUCCCUGGUGCAGCAGAUGUCGUAAAUACUUCCAUGCAGAAGAUCAGUGUCCACGCGCCAGGCGGGCAAGAACUCCCAGCCCUGGUGCCAGCGAAUCCAGCCACAGUAGCAGUACUAGUGGACAACCGAGCAAUAAGCCAAGCAGCAUUCGCUCUUCGAGAGCAGGAUUGUAGCGGACCUUGGGUUGGCCUGUGAGACCAGCCCCUUGGCCUGUUCUCACAGGCCUGUGUUAUAUUCGGGGUAGGCCAGUCCAGGCCGGUACCUCUGUCGGUACCAGCUAGUCCAUUCCAGUCAUGUCAGUCCGCUGGGGUAUACCCCAGCCAUUGUCUGUUUUCAGUCUCAUUCCUUACUUGCACAUUUUGGAGUACGUGCGUUGGAGUCUUGCGUGGGGAGCUGCGUUGUGCCAUCUUGCUCCCCCCUUCUUCCUCCAUCUCCAUCUCUGUCACUAGCGGAGCACCACACCUGGUGGGUCCGCUACAAGGAUCAAGUAAUGAAAGCAUGCAAGACCA
Molecule: messenger RNA, 1524 nt
Organism: Chara braunii
Lineage: Eukaryota; Viridiplantae; Streptophyta; Charophyceae; Charales; Characeae
Source: the annotation of a GenBank genome assembly